Messenger RNA from Chanos chanos (milkfish), 1231 nucleotides. RefSeq names its product acyl-CoA thioesterase 8 (gene acot8). NCBI's taxonomy places the organism in Eukaryota, Metazoa, Chordata, Actinopteri, Gonorynchiformes, Chanidae. Bases 1 to 1008 code for a protein of 335 amino acids. The record is from RefSeq and is a predicted model, not a curated record. Gene Ontology annotation, molecular function: fatty acyl-CoA hydrolase activity. Gene Ontology annotation, biological process: fatty acid catabolic process; acyl-CoA metabolic process. The transcript is spliced from 6 exons. Gene Ontology annotation, cellular component: peroxisomal matrix.
AUGGCUGAAGCAGCAGGGAAAUCUUCACUACACCGAGUGAAAAAUGGAAAUGAAAAUGUGCCGAUAUUACUUCAGACGACCAGCUAUACGCCACCGGACCUCUCCUCAACUCCGGACCUUAGAAGUGUCUUGGUCACUAGUGUUUUAAAUCUAGAAAAACUGGAUACGGACCUUUACAGAGGAAAGCAUCACUGGGUUCCUCGCAGCCAGCGACUCUUUGGGGGGCAGAUUAUAGGACAGGCACUGGUUGCUGCGGCAAAGUCAGUCGGUGAAAAUGUCUUUGCUCACUCGUUGCACUGUUAUUUUGUACGAGCAGGAGAUCCUAAAGUUCCAGUGCUAUACCAGGUGGAGCGAACCCGGGACGGACGUAGUUUCUUUGUGCGAUCAGUGAAGGCUAUUCAGCACGGCCAGCCUAUACUAAUCUGCCAGGCAUCAUUUCACAUGCAGCAGCCAAGCCCCUUGGAGCACCACUUUAACAUGCCCACUGUGCCAUCACCUGACACACUGCUGACAGUAGAGGAACUUAUUCAGCAGUAUCUUAGUGAUCCAGACCUGGCAGACAGUACCAAACAGGGACUGAAUAAAAUACUAGCUGAUGAAGUUCCCAUUGAGAUCAAACCAGUCAACCCACCCGACUUUUACCAAAAAGUUGCUAUGGAACCAAAGAAACUCUUCUGGGUCCGAGCAAGGGGACACAUAGGAGAAGGAAAUAUGAAACUGCACUGCUGUGUUGCUGCUUACGUAUCAGACUUCUCCUUUUUGGGCACUGCAUUGCUGCCUUACCCAAACUACAGAGCACAGUUUUUAGCCUCCCUGGAUCAUGCAAUGUGGUUUCACAGCACCUUCCGUGCAGAUGAGUGGAUGCUCUAUGAAUGUGAGAGUCCCUGGGCAGGAGGGAGCAGGGGCUUGGUACAAGGCCGCUUAUGGAGACAGGAUGGGGUCCUAGCAGCUUCUUGUGCACAAGAAGGAGUGAUAAGAGUUAAAGAUUUGACUGAGAGUAAAUUGUAGUUUGGAAAAUUCAGCUUUACAUGGACGGGCAUUAAUAAUUCACUGAAGCCCAGGACAACACUGGUGGACAAAUACGGGAUAAAAGAUGGUUAUACAUGUAAUGGUGUAGGCAUUGCACUAAUGAAUGACACGUAGUAAAUGGUAAUUGUAUUCAUAUGAUCCAGAUGUUUAAGGCUUACUUUCAGAUAUGAUAUUAUGAGUUUGAUUGCUUACCUUUAAAUUA